AUGCGACGCACGUGGGGCUACAUGCUCGACUCCCCGCUCAUGACGGGGACCACGCUCGUGGAGGGGAUGAGCGCCAACGGGUCGUUGUACUACCGCUCGCAGCGGGGGUAUAACUACGACGCGGCGUAUACUUCGCUCUCGCACAGCUGGUCUACGGGGCCGACGCAGGCUCUUAGCUUCAAGGUUGUCGGACUUGAGGUCGUUGGGUGGGGGAGGUGGCGGUUCGAGCCGCAGAUGGGGGAUCUGAGGAGGGCUGAGGCGGGGUGGAGGGAUGGGAAGGGGGGUGAGUAUGGGGCUGUUGUUGUGGUUGAGGGUGGUGGUGGUGAUGAUGGACAGGGGGAAGAUGGGGUAUUGGAGGCCGAGAUUCUGACGCCUAAUGGGACUGAGGGAGUACUUGAGAUCCCGUAUUGUGAGGUUUUGCUUGUUGAUGGGGAGAAGUGGGAUGGUGGUCGUCUCCAAGGAGGGCGGACGAAAAACAUGACAGUGGGUAGUCACAGUUGUUAG
This is a messenger RNA of Colletotrichum scovillei, 504 nucleotides long. RefSeq names its product bacterial alpha-L-rhamnosidase domain-containing protein. The record is from RefSeq and is a predicted model, not a curated record. Lineage: Eukaryota; Fungi; Ascomycota; Sordariomycetes; Glomerellales; Glomerellaceae. The transcript has 2 exons. The coding region runs from base 1 to 504 and encodes 167 amino acids. Gene Ontology annotation, biological process: carbohydrate metabolic process.